Messenger RNA from Didymosphaeria variabile, 735 nucleotides. RefSeq lists its product as uncharacterized. Gene Ontology annotation, molecular function: NADP binding; NAD binding; oxidoreductase activity, acting on the CH-OH group of donors, NAD or NADP as acceptor. NCBI's taxonomy places the organism in Eukaryota, Fungi, Ascomycota, Dothideomycetes, Pleosporales, Didymosphaeriaceae. The transcript is spliced from 2 exons. The coding region runs from base 1 to 735 and encodes 244 amino acids. The record is from RefSeq and is a predicted model, not a curated record.
AUGCCUAUUUCCGAUGAUGCUGUUCUAAACGAUUUGGUGGAGCAAGCACUUUCGCUCAAGAGCAUCCAUGGUAAGUUGUUCAUCGACACAUCAACAGUGCACCCCUCGACGAGCUCCGCCGUAGCCGAAGCUUUAAAAGCCAAAGGUGCGCAUUUCAUUGCUUCGCCAGUCUUUGGUGCCAGCCCCGUGGCCGCUGCCGGCAAGCUCAUCUUCGCCAUGGCGGGUUCCCAGGACCAGAUCUCACGGGUAUCCCCCUACAUCCAGGACGUAAUGGGCCGCCAGAUCAUCAACAUGGGUGCCGACGUCCACAGCUCGAGCCUGCUCAAAAUCUCCGGCAACAUCUUCGUCAUCGGCUUCCAAGAGUUGAUCGCUGAAGCGCAGGUGUUUGCCGAGAAGACGGGUUUGGGCACAGCGCGCAUGGAAGAGUUCAUUGGCGGCAUGUUCGGCCCUGUUCUCGAGAGCUACUCCAAGCGCAUGACGUCCGGGGCAUAUGCGCCACCGCUGGAUACGCCGCCAGGCUUCGCGGUCAGCCUGGCUUCCAAAGAUGUCCGACAUGCCUUGGCCAUUGCUGAGGAGAAGGGCUGCCAGCUGCCUACGCUGGAGACUGCGCAGAACCGCAUGACGAAAGCUCGGGAGUAUGCUGGAGAAUCGCUGGACAGCUCGUCUGUGUACGGUAUUGCGAGACUAGAAGCAGGGCUGCCGUUCUGGAGCGAGAACAGCAGACAGGGUAAUUAG